Python bivittatus (Burmese python) is the source of this 2599-nucleotide messenger RNA. RefSeq names its product UBX domain protein 2A (gene UBXN2A). Gene Ontology annotation, biological process: autophagosome assembly; nuclear membrane reassembly; proteasome-mediated ubiquitin-dependent protein catabolic process. Gene Ontology annotation, molecular function: ubiquitin binding. Gene Ontology annotation, cellular component: cytosol; nucleus. The record is from RefSeq and is a predicted model, not a curated record. Lineage: Eukaryota; Metazoa; Chordata; Lepidosauria; Squamata; Pythonidae.
CUUAAAUAGAUCUAAGCAAACCUAUUAGAGAUAGCACAACCCACUGUCUUCUGCUCCAAGAGAUAAUGGCCAGAAAAUUAUAUCCUAAUAUCCAUUAAGAAAAGAGGAGCCAGCCAUGUGAUGUCAAGCUAUGCAUUAAGUUUCCACUGUAUGCGCUGCCUGUCACUGCCUCAUCAAGGGUUUCAGACAGGAGCCUUUACCAGUCCUAUUACUGAGUUACAGUCCUUUACCAAUGACAGUAUUCACAUUUCAUUCUAUGGUUAAAUCAUAAUGCGGCCUGAAUUUGACUUAGCAUGUUCUGUGAACCUGGCCAACUUUGAUUUAUUGAAGAAACCAUAAUUAAGCAAAGCAUGGCUUAGCUUGAAAUGCAAACCAUUCCGUUUGCAGAUGGGGUAAUGCCAACCUGAAAUAGUAAAGUCGACCCCCGCCUCCCCUGUCUGCAAUGCCAUAGGCUAAGCACAAAUUAUAGGCUACUUUGUACAAAAGUCCGUGGGUUCUGUAUUCAUUCCGCAAGAAAUUCCGUGGGAACAGCGAUUGCGAGUCUGCACAUUUGAGCCGCUUUACAGUCUGGACCCUUGUCUCUUUGCUCCAAAGACAAUCCCGCCGUGCUCCACGGGGAUUCCUCCCCGCCUAUCUGCAUUUAGGACAGUGGACAGGCGAUUUUCAACAACUGCCGCCGCCACCUCCACAUCUCUGCAACCGCGACCAAACUCCGCCGCCGGAGCAUUAAACUCGCGCCGCCGACAAGGGCGAUACGGUACAGAUAGCGCGUCCAGAAGCCGCGGAGACCUUUCCGCCCGCUCCUCCCUCCGGUUCGACAGCCAGCAAGGUCCUCCCUUCUGCGGGCGGAAAAGGAGCCCGAUGCUGCCCCUGCCCGACGCGCUGGUCGCCGGGGCUCUGCGCAAUCGAUUCGAGAUAUCGUAGCGUGGCGGCCGCCGGCGGAUCCGACUUCUCCCCUCUGGAUGACAUCCCUCUCUGGGGAGAGGGAGUAGGUGGAACAGAAUGCAAGAAGUUGACAAAAUUGAAACUUUGAAUCCACAAUGGAUUUGCCAAUCCAGAACUGAUGGCCAAAUUCAGAAUUGUACCAAGCAGAAUGAUUGUGGUGAUUGUAUUGAUGACCUUUUCGAAGAAGCUCAGAAAGCUGGAGCUGUAUGCAUAGAGCAGGCUAAAGUUAAGUCUAAAGCUGAUACAAUUAUUAAAUUAUGGAAAAAUGGAUUUACAGUAAAUGAUGGUGAACUCCGAAGUUACACAGAUGUUGCAAACCAGCGCUUCUUGGAUUCCAUUAAAAAAGGGGAGCUGCCUCUUGAAUUACAGAAGUUUUGUGAUAAAGAAGAGGUGGAUGUAAAGGUGGAUGAUAAGAAGGAUGAGUUAUAUACAUCGCAGAAGCCAGUGUUCCAUCCUUUCUCUGGACCAGGAUAUCGAUUGGGAAGUGCUACACCAAGAAUAAUUUCCAAAGUAAAAAAAAACAUCGAAGAAACUGAAAAGAGAAAACCAACAGUGGUGCUAAAUAAUUCAGAACCUAUCACUAGUAUCCAGAUUUGGUUGGCAGAUGGAGCAAGGAUAGUACAAAACUUCAAUAUUUCUCAUAGAAUAAGCCACAUCAGAGACUUCAUAAUCGAUUACCAGAGACAUCAAGGAAGAAGACCCUUCACACUGACUACAUCACUUCCUUUUCGGGAGUUGUUGAAUGAAUCUCUCACACUAGAGGAAGCUAACUUAAAAAAUGCUGUUGUUGUGCAAAGGCUUAAAAAUAAUAUUGAGCCUUUCCGGAGUUUCUCUUCCUAGCAUUCUCCACCUAAAUGAUAGAACAGUUGCAGGAGAGGCCUUGAAAAAGUGGAAGCAAUAUCCAUGGAAUAGGUCCCCAGUUGGGAUUGUUUCAGUGUUCAACACCUGACCAUUAGUUCAGUGACUUUAGCUGAGUCACCUCCUCUCAUGAAUAGCAAUAACUCCUGUGAUUUAUGUGACAUCUAGAGUGCUGCUUUGAAAGGGCAGACAGUGUAUGCUGAACUGAAGCUAUCCCAAAGUCUUUUUUGUUUGUUUUAAAUAGCCUGGCAGAGGGUAAUAGAGCCAGCCCUAUCGAACUGGUUAUUCUGUCACCAGUGCUAAUCCAAUAAAGGGGCACUGUCGGAAAACCUUGAACAUUUGUUUACAUUUCAGGUUGCAAACGGGGAAAAAUGAACUUUUGAAAGCACAACUUGACUUCAUUCUUGCUUGUUAUAGUCUGAUAUAUUUUAUUCUAUUAGUGCUACAAUAUGAAAUUUAUGGAAAUUAAUAUAUAAAAUUCAUUUAUAUAGAAAAAUACCACAGAUAAUAGUCUGUUUCUUUUGAAAACUUGUCUCCCAAUUUGUUUUAGAUUAUCUAUGGACAGGGGAACACAUGACAAAAGCAACAGCAUGUCACAAGCUCUGCCCCUUUCAUAUGUACACACACACACACACAGAUCAGAGCUUAUGAUGCAGUGCUCCUUUAUUUUGACAAAAUGUUGGAUCCUAGGGACAUCUGACUGUUUAAAAUUCCACUUUAAUUAUAUGGGAGAUACCUCUGGGCAUACCUCUAAAUUUUAAUUGCAGUUUAUGCCAUUAAAAAGAGAAAUACAUUA